Messenger RNA from Trypanosoma rangeli, 678 nucleotides. Its product is annotated as p22 protein precursor. Lineage: Eukaryota; Euglenozoa; Kinetoplastea; Trypanosomatida; Trypanosomatidae. The coding region runs from base 1 to 678 and encodes 225 amino acids. Gene Ontology annotation, cellular component: mitochondrial matrix. The record is from RefSeq and is a predicted model, not a curated record. The transcript has a single exon.
AUGCGGCGUGUUCUUGUGUCAGCUGCCCUUUUUGCUAUUCAAAAAGCACCACCUAUUCGUCGCUGUGCUCCUUCGGUGACCGCGGCAGCGACAAUAAGCCCCCUUGUGGCGAUGGAGCAGCGACGCCUCGCUUCGCACACUGCUCUCGCCGACGUCACCCGCCGCGAGUUGGACGACGAGCAGCAGCGCUCUGGAAAACCUGAAAAGCCAGAAGUUCCAGCGGGCUGGAAAUUGGAGCGCAAACCCGGCGAGAUGUUAUUCACAAUGAGUAAGACUUACGAGGACGAAGAGAUUCUCAUCCGCUUCCUUGGGAAUGACACGGAAAGUGAGGACGAUAUUGCCUUUGAAUUUCUCACAUUUGUUACAUCCAAAGGCAAAUCCUUGAUGUGCAACAUGGCUUUUCAGGACGGUGGGGUCGUCAUGAGGACCAUCUCCUUUAUAAAGGAUGCAAAGCUUGCAUUGGAUGAAUCGCCAGAGGCAUCACGGAAGCGCCAGCGUCUGUACGAAGGUCCUCAGUUAGACGAUCUGGACGUGGACCUUAUCGACGCCUUGACGAGCUACUUCAAUGAGCGGGGUUUGACGGAAGAGUUAUGCAAGUUUAUGGAUGAGUAUGGUAUCUGGGCGGAGCAAGCAGAGUACGAGGACUGGCUCAGUGAAAUCAACCGCUUUGUUUCUUGA